Molecule: messenger RNA, 2118 nt
Organism: Microplitis mediator
Lineage: Eukaryota; Metazoa; Arthropoda; Insecta; Hymenoptera; Braconidae
Gene: kra
Product: protein krasavietz
Exons: 5
Coding region: 215-1477 (420 amino acids)
Cellular component (GO): membrane; cytoplasm
Molecular function (GO): protein binding
Source: RefSeq, a predicted model, not a curated record
ACUCUGAGCCCUGCUGUAAGUUCUCGCCAUCUCCAGCAACGACAGCAACGACUUUGGUGGUUCUCUUUCUCUUGGUUAUUAAAACACCUAAGCGUUGUCCCAACCUACCACUCACUCGUUCUUGUUCUUGUUCUUGUUCUCAUUUCUUGUUUCUCUUUUUUAACACCUUCCGAGGAGUUGUGUUUAUUAGUACGUGCAGAAGAAAGGUUGUUGUAUGAGUCAAAAAAUAGAAAAGCCAGUGCUAUCAGGUCAACGCAUAAAGACCCGAAAAAGAGAUGAAAAAGAGAAGUACGAUCCGACCGGAUUUAGGGACGCAGUACUCUUGGGUUUGGAGAAGGCCGACAAUGACUUAGACGCAGUAUCUAAAUAUCUUGAUACCGCAGGCUCAAAAUUAGAUUACCGUCGUUAUGGGGAAGCAUUAUUUGACAUUCUUAUCGCCGGCGGAUUGCUCGUACCCGGGGGAUCUGUUGCCCAAGAUGGUGACAAACUCGUCAAGACAAAAGCCUGCGUAUUCGAGCAGCCGAUGGAUAUGGAGUCGCUUAAAAAUUACGAGCAGGUCUUCAUAAAACUAAUGCGCCGGUACAAGUACUUGGAGAAGAUGUUCGAGGAAGAGAUGAAGAAGGUCUUGGUCUUCAUAAAAGGAUUCUCUGUUCAAGAACGUAUUAAACUUGCGCGCAUGACUGCUCUCUGGAUAUCAAAUGGUGCCGUUCCACCAACGGUACUCUCUGUCUUGAUAAACGAACAUCUCGUAAAAGAUAAUUUAGCCCUUGAUUUUCUUCUUGAAGUAUUUGUGACCUGGAAAAAUGAAAAAGGUCUACCGAGUCUCAUGACGGCCCUUAAACGCGGGGGAAUCGAAGGCCGGCUUAUGGAAUUCGUCCCGCCAAAUAAAAGAACUGAGGAAUAUUUCCGGUCGGUAUUUGAAUCUGUUGGGUUGGCUGAUAUCGUUAAGUUACACAAAAAUCAAGCGAGUCAGGAAGCAAAACGUGACCUUCAGCAGCUGCUUAUUGAUGACCUUGCUGACAAUCGACCUAUCAAGGACAUUGUCCUUGACCUUAAGGAAAUGGCUUUGAAAUGCGCGAUCCCUGAGCACGAAGUCAUUGGAUUGAUCUGGUCAACAGUAAUGGGCCUCGCUGAGUGGAAUAAAAAAGAAGAACUCGUUGCCGAACAAGCAUUAAAACAUUUAAAAAUUUAUACUCCAUUGUUUGGCGCAUUUACAACCACUGCCAAAUCAGAACUCGCUCUUAUUCUAAAAGUCCAAGAGUUCUGUUAUGAAAAUAUGAAUUUCAUGAAAGUCUUCCAGAAAAUCGUCUUAUUAUUUUACAAAAAGGACGUAAUUUCUGAGGAAGUUAUUUUAAAAUGGUACAAGGAGGGACAUUCGCUCAAAGGUAAAAUUCUUUUCUUGGAUCAAAUGAAAAAAUUUAUUGAGUGGUUACAAAAUGCUGAGGAAGAAUCUGAAUCAGGUGAAGAAGAUGAUUAAAUUUUAUUUAAUAAAAAAACCAACAACAGUAACAAUAAUACAUUUUUUUUUUGACUAAAAAUAUUGAUUAAUAAUCUACUCAAAUCUAAAAAAAAAAUUUCAAAAAAAAAUUCAAAAAUUAAAAAAAAAAAUUUUUUUUUUUCCGAAAUUAAUUAAUGGGAUACAAAAAUUAAUAACAAUAAUUGAAAUUAUAAGUCUGUCAUAAUUUUUUAUGGAUAAUUUUUCAUGCUCAUGGAUUUAAAAAUUUGAAUUUUUCCCGGCACUUUUUUUAAAUUUAAAUUUCCUCAACUUCACGGUAAAAAUUUAUCUCAUUUUUUUUUACAAAAUAUUUAAAAAUAAUCAAUAAUUAAUUUUUUAAAUUUCACUGAAAAAUUUUUUUCCAAGCGCAGGAAAAUUUUUUUUUUAAACGAGAUCAAAAAAUUAUUUUUCGUGUACGGAAAAAAUUUCUAGAUCUGAUUAAUAAAAAAAAUUAUAAUAAUUUUUUUAAUUGCAUAAAAAAAAUUAAUUUCCAUGAGCGGGAAAUUUAAAAAAUUAUCCAUUUAAUAAAUUAAUUGAAACUUUAAAUCAACUGAUGUAUGUAUGGGUGACGGGUGAAUUAAAUAAUUGCGCGUAUGAAAAAAAAAAAUAACAAAAUAAACCAA